ACUGCAUGGCGCACAGACCGCACCUUCGCAUCUGAAAAAUUCUAUCUGGCUGCUCAACACCAUUUCACAGAUGGAGCUUGUACCGCCCUGGCCUCUGGAAGAUCUCCCCGUACCACCACUGGGGGAGCGGGCCAUCAAUGAAACGAAGCCAUUAGCCAUUGAUCAGAUCAGUUUAGUGCAGCCAAGUUCAAAGGUUACGGCCAUGACACUGACCCCGCAGCAUGAGGUCAAGUUCGUCCAUGAGGUCCAGCUGGGGACAGAGCACGUGAGCGUGACGUGUAGAAGAUGGACAGUGAACAGUUUCCAGAAAGUUCUUUUCCUGCUCUUUUUGUUUGUUAACAUGAACGGUGUGACGGCAGAAGGAUGCCUGAACGUCACAAGCCACGUUUCUCAGUACAAUUUCUUUUUUGGCUGGUUCAUUUCUUUUGAAAUCAAAACUUCAGAGUAUUUUGAAUGCCCAACCGGGUGCUGCAACGGAACAUGUUGUCCGGACGUGCAAGAAGACAACAACGUACAAGAAUACAACACUCCCACAUUGACCGAAUGUGCAGUCGUUCUUGUGUGCCUGGCUGUCUCUAUCUUCGUCUUCUAUUACACCUACAAACAUCGUCACAUCAAAGGGCACAAGAAGAAACAUUAGAGUUUUUCGUCCUUCCCUCAAGCACAGGGUCCGUCUCUAGAAAAAACAACAUUGGACGAUAUACCAAACACAUUUUAGCUUCUCCUGUCUGGUUAGCCAGUUGUCCGUAGCUACAUUCCUAUCUUAACAUGACGGCUGAGUUUCCUGAUCUGUUUCACUCUCACUGGAGAAACCCCCCGUAUGAACUCUGUGAACAUGACAAAAACUGGAAUCUUAAGGUCUGGGUCAAGGCUUCAAAUAAUUCAAACACCGACACACUAAACACCUUAGGAGACCAUAGCGUUGUUUGCUCUCCAGUGAAGGUUUUUCUAUCCGUAAUAGGCUUAUACUGUUUUGUUUAAAUAUCUUUAUACAUGUCAUUUUCAAUUUUUUACAUAAUUAU
Molecule: messenger RNA, 1022 nt
Organism: Physella acuta
Lineage: Eukaryota; Metazoa; Mollusca; Gastropoda; Physidae
Source: RefSeq, a predicted model, not a curated record